This is a messenger RNA of Microthlaspi erraticum, 639 nucleotides long. The record is from the annotation of a GenBank genome assembly. Lineage: Eukaryota; Viridiplantae; Streptophyta; Magnoliopsida; Brassicales; Brassicaceae.
AUGGCGGAUACACAUCGCGUCGAUCGUACCGAUAGGCACUUGCAGUUUCAAUCACCUUAUGAAGGCGGCCGAGUUAAUAUUCAGCAUGAAGGCGGUGUUGGUGCAGGCGGCUACGGUGCUGGCGGCUAUGGUGCCAGCUUCGGUGGUUAUGGCAAGAGCAUGAUGUCUGAAAGUGGCCCAAACAAAACCCAAGUAAUAUCCCUUCUGAUUGGAGUCCCCCUGGUUGGUACGCUGCUUGCCUUAGCCGGUUUACUUCUAGCCGGUUCAGUGAUCGGUUUACUGGUCGCAAUACCGCUUUUCCUCCUCUUCAGUCCGGUUAUAGUCCCUGCGGCUCUAACCAUCGGGCUUGCCACAACAGGCUUCCUAGCCGCUGGAAUGUUCGGUUUGACAGGACUGAGCUCAAUCUCAUGGGUCAUGAACUAUAUUCGUGGGACCAGGAAGAGUGUUCCUGAGCAAUUGGAGUAUGCUAAGAGGAGAAUGGCUGAUGCUGUUGGCUACGCUGGACAGAUGGGUAAAGAAAUGGGGCAGAGCGUGCAGAACAAGGCCCAAGAAGCUAAACAAUAUGAUAUUUCUGCCAAGACACAUGAUACUACUAAGGGUCAUGAGACUACUACUCAGAGGGCCACCGCGGUAGCAUGA